AUGCUACCCACUGGGAGACAGGCUGCCGUUGUCGCUGUUCUUGCAGGGGUGGUGCUGCCCACAAUCGCACGCAUCGCGUCUUCACCGCUCGCGCUUGUCCUGUGCCUCCCAUUCUUCCUGGUGUUCACUGUCCUGGGCUUCCUCGUGCUCAAUGUUGCCCUCGGAUACCUUCUGGACAGCUCGAGGCCGCCAGCACCCAAUGCAUUGCCGCAUGCCGCAAGGCCACUCGCCUUCUCCACCCCGGCAGCAUGGCAGGCCGUCCUUACGCGUUCGCAGUGGUCGCACAAGGCCCCGCAAUCCUUACCGCCGCUGUGCCCCGACUCCCCGGUGAUCUCGUCUGCGCUUAACGACAUACUCAUCAUGAUUGUAAGAGACUUCGUGCUCGUAUGGUACCGCAACAUUUCAUCUUCCCCGUCCUUCCCGACCGCGGUGUCCUCGAUCCUUCACAGUUGCAUCGAACAGUUGCUAGCGCGAGUGGAGACUGUGGACCUCUCCGCUCUCAUCGUCAAGCGGAUAGUGCCCAAGGUCACCGCGCACAUCGAGCAGUUUCGCCAGUCCGAAGUCGCGCUGCGGGGCGCCGAGCUGGAGCGCAGGUUGACGCAGUCGGAGGAGCUCGACUUGUUGCUGGCGAGUCGCUAUGCAGGCCGGGGCGGAGGGAAGCUACAUCGUGCCGUGGACAACCUCUCUUCCACCUUCACGAGGCAGACAGAGGAGAACCACUUGCGAGAGCUCAUCGACAAGGCUCUCCCCACCAUCUUGCCGGAGAAGGAGGCCAACAGCCAGGCUGUGAGGUUGGUGGUCAGAGAAAUUGUGGCCUGCUCUGUUUUCUACCCCAUCAUGGACAUGGUCGCCGAGCCCGACUUCUGGAACCGCUCAAUUGACACCGUGGCGGGAGCAGCGAUACGUCAACAGAGGCUCGUGUCGAAAGUGCGCAACAUCCUGGAGGCUCAGCUGCCCCGUCCCAAUGCUCGUGUGCCCGAGUUGAAAGCACCCACCACGGAGACCAUCACGAUUCGUACCGACCCACGUCAGUUCGAGUCUUUCCUGCGUAGCAUCAAUCGUUGCUCGUCCCUUCUUGACGCGAGGAGGCUCAAGAAUGAUAUCAUGAGCGAAAUCAGACGUAACAGAACGCUGCUCGCGAGCCACGAGAAGGAUGACUGGAUCAAUGGGGAGAAGACGGAAGACAUUGUUGCCUUCCUAGACAGACUGUAUACCGCGAAACGUACUGUGGAGAAACGGAUCGCUGUGUUGGGUGGCGAGCCAGAGCCGCGUUCCGCAAAUGUGACAGAAACGCAUACCGCCUCAAGCCUGGGCCUUCGCGACGUCCUCACCAACCCGAGUUCUCUAUCAUACUUCAUGGAGUUUAUGGAUCGGCGACAUCGCUCCUUAUUGGUGCAAUUCUGGCUGACAGUCGAGAGCUUCAAGAACCCUCUGGAGUCGGUAGACUCAGGCAGCGACGAUGACGACGACGAAGCGGUACUGGACCCCGCCCGCUCUGCUACGCUCAAGGAGGAUAUCUCCAUGAUGAACGAGCUCUACUUCUCCAACUCAACACCUGAUCCCGUCUUGGGAACCAUCUCGCAGAAGCACGUCCAGGCUAUCCGCUCGUUCGGGCUCUCAGAGGAACCACCCACUCCCGCGGAGGAAAGUCGAGUGCGGAAGAGCGUCAUGUUGGUACAGAGACAGGUUGAACGCGAGAUGGAGCAGGACUUUGAGGAGUUCCAGCGUUCGGAGCUGUGGUUCCGCGUUGUGGGUGACGCGGAGCUGCACGGUCGGAGGGACGCCGCAGCCUCCUCACACAACACGAGUGCAGAUUCGUCUGUCGUGUCUCGGGCGUCUUCUGGGAUGUCGCGGGGAUCGUCCGUGUCGUCCGAGCGUAGCUUGAGGACUCCGGUGCCACGCUCAAACUCGACUCCGCUGCUGAAGAUCCCUUUGGGCCAGAAGCCCAUGGGCGUAGUAGUGUCGUCGCCUGCCACUCCACUCGGAGCGCCUCCCCCAACCGCUCUGCCACGUGCUGUAGCAUCUGCGUCGAACCUGGAGCUGCUCAUGUCCCCGGCCGCGGACUCGCACUCUACCUCUACAAACCGAGCGCCCCUCUUCGAUGAUCCUAACGAUCCAGAGGUGCAACAACUCACGGAACAGUCCCGCCGCAUGGAAGCGAUCCAGGCUGCCCUGACCGAUAUCAUCGCGCUGGACAAGCGGGACAACCCUCCGGAGUCGAAAUCCCUGGAAGGCCUGCCGGGCGCGCUGAGUGACGGCAUCAUUCGCGAGAAGAAGCGUGUCCUGUUCGACGACGAGGUGUACGAAGAGGAGCGAGCGGAGGAUGAUGCUGAUGAGGGGCAUGGCUCCUUCCAGCUUGCUGGCCCCGGCGACCUGCAGCUCUCGCAUGAGAUCGCGAGGCUGGCGAGCAAGAUCGAGACGCUGCAGUCGCAGGACGCUAUGCUUGAUACCCUCAUAAAGAAGGCGGAGUUGACGGGCGAUGCGCAGGAGCUUCGGUUGUUGCGCAAGUCGAAGUCGUCUCUUACGAGGGAGCUUCGGGAACUGGGCUUCCAGAAGGCUCAGUACGAACAGCAGGAGUCGGCCAAUCGUAUACUCUCGGAUCGUACGAAGGUCGCCAUUGUGAACUCAACAGUGGGCGACGAGGACGGCAAGUCGGUCGUGCGGUACCUGAUCGAAGUUCAGCAGCUAGCCCCGGACGGAAGCUACACGUCUGGCUGGGUCGUUGCGCGGCGCUACAACGAGUUCUUCAACAUGCAUAAUAAGCUUAGGGAGCGGUAUGCGCUUGUCCGGAAUCUAGACUUCCCGGGCAAACGACUAGUGACAUCCUUGGCCACGAGCUUCGUCGACCAUCGACGUGUGGCUCUUGAGAAAUACUUGCAGAGCUUGAUAACUAUCCCUGCUGUCUGCGAGAGCGACGAACUCCGGAACUUCCUGUCGCGCGACUCACCCUUCAUCGCAAGCGCACCGACGGAAUCAAAUACCAAGGCGGCAGCACCCUCCACCAGCAAAGGCCUCGUCCACUCAGUCUACAAGUCCGUUGCCGACAGUAUUGACGACAUGUUCUUUGGCCCCUCCAUGCUAGACGUUAUCAUCCAGCGGCUAACCACACAAGCCGCCGAGUUCGCUGGUAUCGUAGGCAGCGGCGUACAUGACGAGGACCUCGUCGCGCAGGCGCUGAAGGCUUCGGGCAAGGCUGGUUCGGACGACGCGCUGUUGCAGCUCUCGGGCGAUCUGAAGCCUAUGCAAGGCGAGACGAGCAACUCGACGUUCUCAUCGCCUAUAUGCGAUUUGUUACUCGCCGUCUUUGAGCUUGACAAGAAGAACAACUGGUUGCGGAGACAAGCUAUUGUCAUCAUUCUGCAGCAGGUCUUUGGGGAUACGAUUGAACGCAAAAUCCGGGAAACGCUCAAAACGUACCUGGACGAGCCACAUUUGGUCGACUAUAUCGGCAAAUUCAAAGAAACACUCUGGCCUAGUGGCCAAUUGAAGCCUCCUUCAGCGCCACGCACUGCAGAAGAGAAGGUACGAACGAGAGACGAGGCCAAUCGCAAGCUAUCCGCGUUGAUGCCAGGUGAAUUGGUGGCCAAUAUGAUUGGUCGAUCCAACGCACGUCGCGGGGCUCGACGGAUAUUCGCUGUACUACAAAAUCGUCGCCUAAACCAACACUUGCUCUAUACCAUCGUCGAUGAGGUGUGUACUCGACUCGAGUAUUCGGCGCACUUUUCACGGACGCCCCAACAUGAUAACCCUGCAACGACACUGCGUUUGGACCCUGCUGCCACGAAUUGUCACGAUGAAACCACUAGGAUCGUAUAUUAUGGCUACGACUAA
Fomitopsis serialis is the source of this 3831-nucleotide messenger RNA. RefSeq names its product PhoX domain-containing protein. Gene Ontology annotation, cellular component: intracellular membrane-bounded organelle. The record is from RefSeq and is a predicted model, not a curated record. The transcript is spliced from 9 exons. Gene Ontology annotation, molecular function: phosphatidylinositol binding. Bases 1 to 3831 code for a protein of 1276 amino acids. Lineage: Eukaryota; Fungi; Basidiomycota; Agaricomycetes; Polyporales; Fomitopsidaceae.